GGAAGCGAAAAAUCAGUGAUUCAUUAAAGCAGAGACCUCCGUGGAAGCUGGCAGAAGAGGAGGAAAGGAAGCUAAUUAUGUCUUCUUUUUCUGUGCUCGCUCCGACGAGUUUAUAGUCUGCUGCUUUGGAGGGGUUAUUCUCAGCAUCUUCUGCUUUCUCCCCCAGCCCUCCCCUCCUUCUGAGAGUGAGAGGGGGAGAAAAUAAAAGUCAGCCAAGCUCGAGGCUCCAGGUGGCUCUCAAGUACUUCAUUGCCAAAAGCAAAAAAAAAAAAAAAAAUCCUACGCUGGAAAACAAGUGAGAAAGGGGCUCCCCGGAGGGGACUGGGUCAGGCUGGAAGGCAGCAAAAUUCGGGAAGCAUGAGGAUGCAGCUCGCGCCGGUGGCCAGCGCAGCGAGCACAAGGACGCCUUAGCGGGAGCAGCAAUUAGCCGGAGCCGGAGGCGCCGGCGGUGGCUGCGGCUGCGGCAGCGGCGAGGAAGGGACCCGGGGCAGCCCCCGAGCUCCGAGCAGAGGCAUCGCACUCUCCUCUCCUCGCUCCCCUGCUCUCCCCCCUCUCGGCCCCCCCCCCCUCCCUCUCCCUGGCGUUCCCAGCAGCCGAGGGUUUCAGAUGUCCCACCGCCGUUUGACCCCCUCCCCCCGCUUCUCCACCCCUGCAAAUGAGGUUUGACCAGCAGAGGCAGAGCCCACCUCUGGCUUAGAAUCACUGACAUUUAGACUCCAGGCUUCAACCUGUUUACAAGCUGGCUUUCCAAAGGAAGGGGGGGAGGGAAAUAGAGCCAAACAAAACACCAACCGCCAUCCCCCCCCCAACAAGAAGUGACUUUCUGGAGGCUUCAAAUCAACAGGCACCACCAAAAAGAGAAAGCAAGAGAGGGAAGAAAACAACGGCGACCAGGCAGCCGCCUCCAGUUCUGACAACCCCAGAGGGACGCACUUUUAGAACUGGCUAGCAGGCUGGGGCUCUGCGGAGAGGGACCAGAAGGUGCCAACCGCAGAGGGGCGCAGACAUCUCCCCCAGCCUCCCACCCCAACCCCUUUGGAUUUUGUUCACGGUGCUGUCAUCUGUUUUUCAGACCCUUUUUUGCAUCUAACAUGGUGCAGAAAGGAGUGAAGAAGAGAACAAAGUAACUCCUGGGGGAGUGAAGAUCGCUCGUGACCAACACCACCACCGCCACCACCAGCUCCUGCUGCUGCGGCCACCCACGUCCACCAUCCACAGGGACACUCGAGAGCGCGGGGCAGCGGAUCCGAGCAAGGAGCGAGGAGAGGCAGCCGGCCCUUCCGAGGAGUUAUGGAUGUUGGUGCACUCACUUCUGGCCAAAUCCGCGCCCAGAGGGAGCUAACCAGCGGCCGCCACUUCCAGCUGUCUCCUUGCCUCGCACCAGGUCUUACCCUUCCAGUAUGUUCCUUCUGAUGAGACAAUUUCCAGCGCCGAGAGUUUCAGUACAAUGUGGAAAUGGAUACUGACACAUUGUGCCUCAGCCUUUCCCCACCUGCCCGGCUGCUGCUGCUGCUUCUUGUUGCUCUUAUUGGUGUCUUCCGUCUCUGUCACCUGCCAAGCCCUUGGUCAGGACAUGGUGUCACCAGAGGCCACCAACUCCUCUUCUUCCUCCUCCUCCUCUUCCUCCUCGUUCUCCUCUCCUUCCAGUGCGGGGAGGCACGUGCGGAGCUACAAUCACCUCCAAGGAGAUGUCCGCUGGAGAAAGCUCUUCUCUUUCACCAAGUACUUUCUCAAGAUUGAGAAGAACGGGAAGGUCAGCGGUACCAAGAAGGAGAACUGCCCGUACAGUAUCUUGGAAAUAACUUCAGUGGAAAUAGGAGUUGUUGCCGUCAAAGCCAUUAACAGCAACUAUUAUUUAGCCAUGAACAAGAAGGGGAAACUCUAUGGUUCAAAAGAAUUUAACAAUGACUGUAAGCUGAAGGAGAGGAUAGAGGAAAAUGGAUACAAUACCUAUGCAUCCUUUAACUGGCAGCACAACGGGAGGCAAAUGUAUGUGGCGUUGAAUGGAAAAGGAGCUCCCAGGAGAGGACAGAAAACACGAAGGAAAAACACCUCAGCUCAUUUUCUUCCAAUGGUGGUACACUCAUAGAGGAAGGCAGUGUUUGUGGAUGCAGUUGAACCAAAGGCUCCUGUGCCAGGAAUAGUUGGUAUCCUUCAUGAAGACAGUAGCUCAAUGGCGAAGAUACAUUGCAGAUAUCUGCUUGCUUGAAAGAAAGGAAGUCUUUGAAAGUUUUUGUACUCACUGCUGACAUAUGAUGUUCUUUUCAUUAGUUCUGUGUCAUGCCUUAAAAUUGAGGUACAGGCAGAUCAAAUGGCAUGGAAGUUAUGCCUAAGCGAACAACAUUGUAGCUGGGUUUUUGGUUAAGUUUUGGUUUAUGUUUUUGUUUUUCAAACUCUGAGAUAGAACUUAAAAGACACAGAACAAUCUGUUGAACUAUCUUUGGGAAAGUUAUUUAUGGCAUACGAACUCAUAUCAAAGACUUUCAUUGCUCAUUCAAGCCUAAUGAUUCAAUGAGCAGUCAGACGCCCAAGCAUUUACUGGAAAGCACUUGGGUCAUAUAUGCACCACCAAAGGAGUUUUGGGCGUGGCAUCGUGGAAGAAUUGGAUAGGAUUAAAAAAUGUAAACAUGUUAGUGUAAAACUAUUCUAACAAAACAAAUAGUAUGAUAUGCUUGUGCAUUCUGCCUUCAUCCCUUUCUAUUUCUUUCUAAGUUAUUUAUUUAAUAGGAUGUUAAAUAUCUUUUGGGGUUUUAAAGAGUAUCCUCAGCAGCUACCCUCUAAUUGACCUUUUCUUUUUCUUCAGCACACUACAUGCAUGUUCAUGACAAAGUGUUUUUAAAACUUGGCAAACACCUCAAGAAUAGGA
Molecule: messenger RNA, 2866 nt
Organism: Ceratotherium simum simum (southern white rhinoceros)
Lineage: Eukaryota; Metazoa; Chordata; Mammalia; Perissodactyla; Rhinocerotidae
Gene: FGF10
Product: fibroblast growth factor 10
Molecular function (GO): growth factor activity
Source: RefSeq, a predicted model, not a curated record